AUGGUUGUCACUCGAGAGAGAGGAGCUGGAUGGAGGUGGGACGCAUGUCAAGGAGUUUCAUCCUCAAGUUUACGCAGCAAAAGGAGGCUCUUCAUCGUAUCUAGUACACUCUCAAUAUGUGGCAACCCAUCUCUUAGUAGAUCAUCCUCUUCCCAAUGACAACUUCUUCGUCAAUCAAUCGAAGAUGAUUUACUCAAUGGAUUCAUUAUCUUUUUAUCGUGAAUCAUUUAACAAUUUUAGUAUGGAUACUUCACAAAUUGUAUUGACAAGAUUUUUUUCAAUGAUCAAGUGAUUCUAGUGGCUUAAUCCUUCACGAGUAAUCUACAAGAAAAUCAUGAUUUAAUCAAAUAAAAAUAUGAGUUUUGGUUCUAAUAGAAUUCAAACCCGCACUAGUCAUCGGCCUACACGAGAGGGAGAAAAUAAGUUCUCGAAUACCCUUAUAUAGUGAUGUCAUCAUGAUAUCUUGUUGUUAUAAAUAAAAUAUAUUUUUGGUAUUAAAAUCAUAAAAUCAUUAUGGGGAAGGUGUGACCACCAGUUUAGUCCCACAUUAGUUAUAUCCCAAAUGUUGAGAUGCAUAUAUGGUAACACGAGAUUUGAGAAUCAAUGAGUCCCUUUCUCACGAGUGUAUGACCACUCUUUGUCCCAUGCCCAACUGGCCACUAGUCACAUGGAAGGGGAGUGAUGCACACGUGCCCCCAUCAAUCCAUAGCUUCUUGAGCAAUUGCUCAUGACUCCACCCCGACUGUGCUUCUAACCCACUUUUGGGCCCAACUGGUGAGUAGGUCCCCCCCUUUUUCUAUAUUCUUAUUUUAUUUUAUUUUUAUUUAUUUAUCUCAAAAAUAAGAAUAUAAAAGCCAUGUAAAUUUACAUAAAAUCACUUAAUUAGCCAAAAAAUCACAUUAAUCAACUAAAAAUUACUUUCACAAUUUAAGAUAAAUAUAAAUCUAUUUAUCAUGGGUUAAGGCUAAAAAUUUAUUAUUUAUUAAUUAUUAACUCAUGAUAAUAAAAACUUGUCAAAGGAAUGAGUUGACUACUUGCUGGAGGCCUUGAGUGUAGUCGGGGGAGGAAACAAUGAACUUGUCAAUCAUGAGAGAAGUCGAUCGCACAAAAUAAGAGAAGAACGGAUUGUUGUAUUUGCGAUUGCCAUCGAGGUUUUAAAGAUAAUUAAUAAUGUUUAUUUUACUAAAUAAUAAUCAAUUAUUAUCUUUAUAUCCCUAAUGAUGAUAUGUCAAGAACUUAAGUUCUCAGUAUUGUGGCACUUCAGGAGAUGCUAGAUCAAAUGUGCUUGGUCACAUGACAUGUCACAAACUAGUGUUGAUUGGGAACUUAAGUCCUUAGUACUGUGGUACUAAUGUGACUUAAUCAUUGUGUAGUAAAUCACGUAAAUUUAAAAUUUAUAAAAGUAGAAAAUAUUAAUUUUUAGAUAUUUAGAAGUAUUUCUAAACAAAUAUAUCAAUUAUAAUUUAAUCAAAAUUCCACAAAUACUAGUAAUUUUCUAGGUUGAUCACAAGGAUUUAAUUUAAUAUUGAGUAAUUAUUUAGAAAUUUUCUCAAAGCAUAAUAUUUUCUAUAAAUUGUAUACUAGGAAAUGAAAAUAAAAUAUAUUUAAAAUUCACGAAAAAAGGAAAUAAGGGUGUGGACGUUAGAAUGAUGUCAGCAUCCGACAAACACAAAUCAGGUAGAAAUAGAGUUCUACCUUGUGAUUCUUAUGUAAGUAAUUACAAAUGAUUUAAUUAAUCAAAUUAAGAUCUGUAAAAGCUAGAAGAAUUGUAAUUGAACAAAGUAUGUUUUGGUAAAUUAAGAUCACACAAAUUAUCACUAAAUGAAGCAUAAAGGCAGUUGAAAGUAGGAAAAUAGAGUUCUUGCGUUGCGACGGCAAUGCGUCGAUGAUGCACUAGAAUCCUAAGCAUUUGGGAGGAUUGUCAUAUAGUGUCCAUGGCCUCGAAGGCUCUCCUUGGACAAAGACGAUGUGAGAAAUCUCUAGAUCUCCUUGUGAAGUCUAGAGAUUAAUGAAAUGGGUCAUCGAAUCGUCUCUGGUGGCUGUCACCCGAUGAAGCAGAAAAACAACAACUUUGUGGCUCUUCGACGACUGUCACCCGAUGGAAAGGAGCUGGAUGGAGGUGAGGCACGUGUUAGGGAGCUUCAUCCUCAGGUUCAUGCAGCAAGAAAAGGCUCUUCAUCGCAUCUAGUACGCUCUUAGGAGGUGGCGACUUGUCUCCUAGUGGAUCGUCCUCUUCCUGAUGACGGCUUGUUUGUCAAUCAAUCAAAGAUAAUUUACUCCAUGGAUUUACGAUUUUUUUAACGUGAAUCAUUCAACAAUUUUAGUAGCAAUGCUUUGUGACGUGACUCAACUAUUGUAUAUUAAAUCACGUAAAUAUAAAAUUUAUAAAACUAGAAAAUACGAAUUUUUAGAUAUUUAGAAAUAUUUCUAAAUAAAUAUAUCAAUUAUAAUUCAAUACAACUUCCAAAAAUAGUGAUAAUUUCCUAGGUCGAUCAUAGGGAUGUAAUAUAACAUCUAGUAAUUAUUCAGAAUUUUUCUCAAUAAAUACGAUUUUUUAUGAAUUUCACACUAGGAAAUAAAAAGGAAAUAUAUUUAAAAUUCACAAAAAAAAGGAAAAUAAGGGUGCGGACGUCAGGAUGACGUCAAUGCUCGACGGAUGCAAAUUGGGUUGAAAUAGAGUUCCACCUGAUAAUUCUUGUGUAAGCGAUUAUAGAUGAUUUAAUUAAUCAAAUUAAGAUUUGUAAAAGCCGGAAGAAUCGUAAUUGAACAAAGUAUAUUUUGGUAACUUAAAAACACAAAAAAUUUUCACUAAAUGAAGCGUAAAGUCAAUUGAAAGUAGGAAAGCAGAGUUCCGACAUCGCGACGGCAAUGCGUCGGUGAUGCACCGGAAUCUUGAGCGUUCGAGAGGAUCGCCGUGUAGUGUCCACAGCCUCAAAGGCUCUCCUUGGACAAAGACGACAUAGGCAAUCUCUAGAUCUUCUCGCAAAGUCUAGAGAUCAAUGAAGUGAGUCGUUGAAUCGUCUUCGGCAGCUGUCACCCAGUGGAGUAGAAAAAUGGCAACUUUGCGGCUCUUCGGCGGUUGUCACCCGACAGAGAGGAGCUAGAUGAAGGUGAGGCGUGUGUCAGGGAGCUUCAUCCUCAGGUCUGCACAGCAAGAGGAGGCUCUUCAUCGCAUCUGGUAUGCUCUCAGGAGGUAGCAACUCGUCUUUUGGCAGAUCGUCCUCUUCCCGACAACAACUUGUUCGUUGAUCUAUCAGAGAUGAUUUACUAGAUGGAUUGCGAUCCUUUUAUCGCGAAUCGUUCAACAAUUUUAGUAGCAAUGCUCUAUGAAUCGCAUUAACGAGAUUUUUGCCGAUGAUCCAGCGAUUCUUGUUGCUUAAUCCUUCAUCGGUGAUUUGUAGGAAAGUCGCAAUAAUCAGAUAAAAAUAUAUGAAUUUUGACUUUGGAAGGAUUCGAACCCUCACUGGUCGCCCGCCUUUGAGGAAGGUGUGACGCGGGUUUAAUCCCACAUCAGUUGUGCGCCAACUUUUCGGGCGAAUAUAUAAUAAUGUUAACUUUAUAAGCAAAGCCACUACUCUCGCGUGUAUGACCACUCCUUGCCCCACAAUUGGCUGGCCACUGGUGACAUGGAAGGGGAGUGACACACACGUGCCCCUAUCAGUCCAAGCCAAGCCGCUCGAGCCCCUGCUCACAGUUACUCCCUGACUACACUUCCAACCUGCUUACGGGCCCGGCUGGCUGGCGGGUCCCCCCUUUUUACAAUAUUUUUAUUUUUUGUUCUUUAUUUAUCUCAAAAGUAAGACUGUAAAAAUUAUAUAAAAUCACAUAAUUACCCAAAAAUUCACAUUAAUCAACUGAAAACCACAAAUCAGACUUUAACACAAAUAUAAGUCUAUUUAUCAUGAGUUAAGGCUAAAACUAUAUUAUUUACUAAUUAUUAACUCAUGAUAAUGAAGACUUAUCACACCCCCCAACUUAAAUCAUUGCUAGUCCCUUAGCAAUGGAAUUACGAAAAUAAAAUUUUACAAAUCUCAAACAUCAUAUUUCAAAAAAAAAUGCAAUUAGAAAUGAUGCACCUUUAAACACUUUGGAUUCUUAUAUCAAGUAUUUAAGAAUGAUGUCAAGCACUUAAAUAUUUAAACACUCCUUGGAAUAACAAUCUAAGUCUUCACUUCUUCUAUUCACAUCUUUAUCACUUCUUCACUCAUAGAUGUAUUUACAAGAUGGUCCAAUUAUCAAUACUCAUCCAAGAAUAAUAUUGAUCCUACAUUUCCCUUUUUCUAUGACUUGAUUUUUGAAGUUUGCACUAUAUUUCUUCCUUCUUUUUUUUUAAUUUUUUAUAUAUAGUAGAUAAGUAGCUUUUCUUGUAGACAAAUUUUGAUAAUAAGAAUGAUGUCUCACAUCCUCCAUGUGUACUUUUCAUUUUCAGGGCUUUCACUUUAUCCACUUAUUUUUCAGCAAGUGUUUUUCUAUGCACGAUUUUCGACAAUGAGAAUGAUGUCUCACACCCUCCAUGUGUACUCUUCAUUUCUAGAUUUUUCACAUUGCUCUCUCUUUUUUUUUUCGAAAUAAGUAAUUUCUCCUCACAAGUCCUAUAGAUCAGAGUGUAGAAAUCUCCAUUAAACUCAAAUGAUCAAUCAAAUUUUCACAUCAAGUAAAUACUAUCCAUCAAGAUCAUGAAGUGAAAAUCUGUAAAAUCAAAUCCAUGUUAUCUAUCAUGUAUCCAAGGAGUAUUCUAACAUUUCAUGCAACUAGAUCAUUCUUUUGACUCAAUAAUAAUCUUCCUAGUAUCUUUUGGUAUCAAUCAAUCUAAUUGAUUUAAACUUUCAUGCAUGCAAUAUGAUGUAAGGAAUUUGUAAAUUAGAUAGUUCUGAUAGUUUCAUUUUCUAUUUUUAGUUCUAUUUUUAGCAAUAAUAAAUUUGUCAAAAAGAAAUCAAAACUAUCUUCUUUAUAGUUGUAAUUUCUAAUUUUAGUAACAUACAUCUAGGGGAUUGAAAUGUGAGAAAAGGGUCUUCUAGAAUUUUAAAUUUCAAGCUGUUUUUUGUUUGCUAUUUUUGAGAGUGUUGUCUCUAAUAGAAAACCAGAAAAUAGAUGUUGUAGUUUUUCCGAAUUUUAUUUUAUUUUUAUGUUUUUAGUUGCUGUUCUAAGUUGAAUAAAAUGUAAACACAUGUUCUUAAUCACCCCCCAACUUAAAAAUGACAUUGUCCUCAAUGACACAGAAAAAUUGAAAGAAAAUAUGCAGAAAAUAUAAUUUUCAAGUGAAGCAUGCAUAUCUGCAAAGUUAAGCAUUAAAAAUAUUUUCAUAAAUGAUGAAGCUCAGAAAGACAUCACUUCAACCUUGUUUUUAAUUUUCUACUUCAUCUUACACUCCUCCUCUUACACUUUUUCAAAAAAAAAAAUACAGAAACAAGUACUACAAAAUUCUAAGGAAAACGGAAUUUUAAAAAAAUCAAAAAAAAUGAAAUAAAAACUGUGGGUUGCCUUCCAUAUAGUGCUGAAUUUAAUGUCUCCAGCUGGACUCCUUGAUCUUACUCUUGAAUUUCUUUUAAUAAUAAAAUUUCUUUUUCUACAAGGCGUUCAUGUUCUAUGUAAUGUUUAAGCCACUGUCCAUUUACCUUAAAGUUAUGAUCACUUUUAAGAUCUCUAAUCAUUAUAGCCCCAUGAUCAUAUGUCUCUUCCACCACAUAAGGUCCUUUCCAUUUUUGAUUUUAAUUUCAGCCUAGAAUCAUAUAACCACACUUUUUGUCCAACAUUAAUUUUUUUUCUACUAAUGUAUUUAUCAUGAAAAGUUUUAGUUUUUUCUUUAUAUAUUCUAUGAUUUUCAUAAGCUUCAUUCCUCAACUCCUCUAGUUCAUGUAGUUGAAAAAUUCUAUGCCCACCAGCUGAUUUUUCAUCCAUACAUAAAUUUUUUAUAGCCCAUAAUGCUUUAUGCUCUAUUUCCACAGGAAGAUGACAUGGCUUUCCAAAAAUGAGACGAAAUGGGAACAUCCCUAUGGGAUUUUUAUAAGCUGUUCUAUAAGCCCAUAAUAUAUCUUGUAAUUUCGUGGGCCAAUCUUUCCUAUUUGGUCUAACUAUUUUUCUCAAAUUCUCUAAAUUUCCUUAUUUGCUACUUCAACUUGCCCAUUUGUUUGGGGAUGAUAUGGAGUGGCUACUCUAUGGUGUACUCCAUUCUUUUUCAAUAUUUCCCUAAAAUGUUUAUUUGUAAAAUGUGUUCCUCCAUCCCUAAUAAUCACUCUACGACAUCCAAAUCUUGAAAAAAUAUUUUCCCGCACAAAUUUCAUCACGAUUUUAUGAUCAUUAGUUCUAGUAAGAAUAGCUUCCACUCACUUUGAGACAUAAUCAAUAGCAAGCAAAAUAUAUUCAUAUUUUUCAGCUGAUGGGAAGGGACCCAUGAAAUCUAUUCCCCAUACAUCAAAAAUUUCGACUACUGACAUGUUACUCAUGGGCAUUUCAUCUUUUUACUCAUGUUACCUAUAGAUUGGCAUGAAAUACAUGUUCUACUAAAUUCUAUAAAAUCUCUAAUGAUUGUAGGCCAAUAAAAACCACACUGAAAAAUUUUUGCAGCUGUUUUUUGUGUCGAGAAAUGUCCUCCACAGUUAGAUGAAUGGCACAUAUUAAUAAUGCUAUGAUAUUCUUCUUCAGGAACACAUCUCCUUAAAAUUUGAUCAUUGUCCAAGUAAUAUAAAUCAGGAUCAUGCCAAAAAUAAUUUCUAAUCUUAGAAAAGAAAUGAUGUUUUCUGUUCUUAUCCCACUAUUCUGGAGUUUUUCCAGAAACUAGAAAAUUAACAAUAUGUGCAUACCAUGGUGAUGGUUGAUGUUGAGCUGCCAUCAAUUGUUCAUCUAGAAAUGCGUCUUGUACAGGUGCUGCAUUUAUUCCUAUAUCACUUAAUCUAGAAAGAUGGUCAGCAACAACAUUUUCGAAACCUUUUUUAUCUCUUAUUUCUAAGUCAAAUUCCUGUAACAAUAAAAUCUAUCUUAAUAAAUGUAGUUUUGCAUCUUUCUUAUUUAAUAGAUAUUUUAAUGCUGCAUGAUCAGUAUAAAUAAUAAUUUUAGCUCCCAAAAUAUAUGAUUUAAACCUUUCUAACAAAAAUACUACAGCUAACAACUCUUUUUCAGUCGUGGUAUAAUUUAAUUGAGCAUUGGAUAUAGUUUUACUAGCAUAUGAAAUUACUAUGGGUUUUGACUCUUUUGUUUGUCCUAGAACGGUCCCCACUGCAUAAUUCGAUGCAUCACACAUUAUUUCAAAUGGAAGGGACCAAUCAGGAGCUUGUAAAAUGGGUGCCUCAGUAAGUAAUCUUUUUAUUUCAGAAAAAGACUCAAAACAUUUCUCAUUAAAAUUAAAAGGCACAUCUUUAGAUAAUAGCAUGGUGAGAGGUUUAGAAAUUUUUGAAAAAUCUUGAAUAAAUUUUUGUAAUAACCUAUCAUGACCCAAGAAAGAUCUAAUCUGUUUUAUUGAACUUGGAGAUUUCAUUCUAGAUAUAAUAUCAAUUUUUGCUCUAUCCACCUCUAAACCCCUUUCACUCACAAUAUGACCCAACACAACUCCCUCUUUAACCAUAAAAUGUGAUUCUCCCAACUCAAAACUAUUUUUUUCUCUAUACAUUUCUCAAGUACAUGCUGUAAGUGAUUUAAGCAUUCAUCAAAUGAUUCACCAAAAAUAAAAAAAUUAUCCCUAAAAAUUUCCAUGUAUUUUCCAAUCAUAUCAGAAAAAAUCGACAACAUGCAUCUUUGAAAUGUGGCUGGAGCAUUAUACAGACCAAAAGGCAUUCGUUUAAAAGCAAAAGUACCAAAUGGACAACUGAAAGUUGUUUUUUCUUGAUCUAAAGGGUUUAUAUAAAUUUGAUUAUAACUAGAGUAUCCAUCCAGAAAAAAAAAAGUUUUUUCCAGCUAAUUUUUCUAAAAUUUGAUCAAUAAAUGGUAGGGGAAAAUGAUCUUUUCCAGUAACUGAAUUUAAUUUUCUAUAAUCCAUGCAAACCCUCCAACCAGUAGUUAAUCUUGUUUGUAUUUCAUCCCCAUUUUUGUUUUUUAUAACCGUGAUCCUUGAUUUUUUUGGCACUACUUGUGUAGGACUAACCCAUUUGCUAUCUGAAAUAGGAUAAAUAAUAUCAGCAGCCAGCCACUUUAAAUUUUUUUUUUUAAAAUUUCCAUCAUGUUAGGAUUUAAUCUUCAUUGUGGUUCCCUGCUAGUUCUAGCCCUCUCUUCUAGAUAUAUACUAUGCAUGCAUACACUCAUAUCAAUACCCCUUAGAUUGUCCAUUUUUCAGCCCAUAGCCUUCUUAUUUUUUCGAAGUACAUCUAAUAAUUCUUCUUCCUAUUCAUCACUCAAAUCAGCUGCAAUAAUAAUAGGAAAUAAAUUAUUUUCCUCCAAAAACAUAUAUUUUAAACUAGAGGGAAGAAGUUUCAACUCUAAAUUCAGAUGAUCUUCCUCUUUCUUUUCUCCCAAAUUUAUAUUCUCUAUUUCCUCUAAUUCUUCCAACACACAGUCAUCAAUAACAUCUGGAUCAUCAAAAUCAUCUAGAAGAUCUAUGGUAUGACAAUCAUAUACUUGUGAUUUCUUAAGAUCAUUUGUUACCUCAAAAAUUUUAAUUUCUACUAAUUGAUCUCUACAUGAAAUUUUCGUAAUACAUGUGGAAAAAUCAAUAUUCAUCUUUGCUGUAUGCAAAAAUGGUCUCCCUAGGAUGAUUGGUGUAUCAUAAAACUAUCCAUUAAAAUCCAUUUCCAACACUACAAAAUCAGCUGAAAAUUUACACCCUUUAACUAUUACUAUCACAUUUCUUAAAUAUCUUUAGGAUGUUUUAUGGAUCUAUCAGUAAAUUGUAAGGUAACAGUAGAAGGUUUAAGAUCAAAAAUAUUAAAUUUAUCACAAAUACUUGCAGGUAAUAAAUUAAUACUAGCACUGGUGUCAAGUAAUACAUUCUAAAAAAUGGAUCCACCAAUAUCACAUGAAAUUAAAGGGGCACUUAUAUCUCUCAAUUUAUAUAGUGAUUGAUUUAAUAAUAAUGCACUAGCAUGCAUAGAUAAUUUUUCUACUCUAGGUGCCCUUUUUGGUGUACACAUUUCUUUCAAAACUCUAGCAUAUUCAAGAAUAUGUUCAAUGGUAGUGAGUAAAGGAAGACUAAUUUGCACAUCUUGUAAAAUUUCCUUUAUUUCUUCAUUGUGUUCCUUUUUCUUUCUUUGUCUAGGCCCUAGAGCUUUAGGAAAUGGAAUGGUUGUCCUCUCUUUUGAAAUUUCCUUGGUAGAAUCCAUAAAAUCCUCUUCUACUCUUAUUUGAUUUUGUUUUCAGUUGUUCACGUUUUCUUUUUCUUCUAAUGUUUGGGGAUUAAGGAUCAGGUAAGAUCUUACCACUCCUUAAUGCAUUCACUGUCCUAACAUUUUAAUUUCGCGGGUUUUUUCCUAGAUUCAUGCUACUAGACUCCCCUUACUGAAAUCCUAUUGUUGGACAGUUCCCUGGAUUUUCUAUGGGUUGACUAGGUAGCUGUCCCUCUUCUCUCUUAUUCCCAAGGGCCUCUAUAAUUUGUUUCUAGUGCUGCAUCAUUUGAUUUAUAGUUUGUUGCAUCAUUUGAUUCAUUUGCUGCAUCAUUUCCAUAGUAUCAGGUUGGGUUUGAGAGGGCUGAUUUUUCUGAAAUCUAUUUUCUUGUUAGAUGAAAUUUAGAGUUUGAAUUGGGUCUAAGUGCUUUUGGAUUUUGAAUAUUAUUUGGGUCUCUCCAUGAAAAAUUAUUCCUCCAAUUAGGAUUAUAAGAAUUUGAAAAAAGUUCUGUGUUUCUAUUAAAACCGUGAGCUACUUGCACUUGUUCUUGCAUAGGGUGAAAUGAUUGAUCUAAAUUAUAACAUUGAAAUUUAGAAUAAUCAUUUUCACCAUAUAUAGGACAUAUACUAUUCGAAUUAAGUUGAGGGUUAAAAGGCUUUCUAAUAUUGUCAAUAAGUAAAUCAAUUUUUUUUAAUUUUUGAUUAAUCUGAUUAACCUCAUUUCUAAGUUUAGAAUCAUCAUCAUGAUGUAAUUCAUAAAUUCCUCUCUUCUUAUCCCUGUCAUAUAAUUCAAAAAAGGCUUAAUCUCUAGAAUUUUCACUUAAAUUCUCAUAAAGACUAUAAAUCUCAUUAGGAGUUUUCUCCAUAAAAGCUCCUCCACAUAUAGAAUCAACCAUAUUUCUAUGUUGUUCUAAUAAUCUAUCAUAAAAAUUUUUAUUGAGCUGCCACUUGAGUAUAGCAUGAUGAGGACACUUUCUAAGUAAAUCUUUAAAUUUUUCCCAUGUCUCAUGCAAAGUUUCUCCUAGUCUUUGAGAAAAACUCCAUAUAUGUUUUCUCAUAUUUUGAGUUUUUCCUAAGGGAUAAAUUUUUUGAAGAAACGCCUGUUCUAUAUCUUUCUAGCUAGUUAAUUCUCUAUCUAAUGUGGAUAGCCAAUAACUAGCUUUGUCCCUAAGUGUAUGAGGGAAUAAUUUCAUCUUAAUAAUUUCUGGUAUAACUUGAGGGAGAUUAAUUAAAUCACAGACCAUAUGAAAUUUUUCUGUGCUGAUAAGGUUCCUCUAAAGGCAAUCCAUGAAAAUUAGGGAGCAUUUGAAAAAUUCCUAGAUUUAUUUCGAAUUUAAUAGUAGGUGCUAAUUGGACUCUAAUAUUAGAUGAUCUUUGAAAUGAAUCGGGGAUAUAAUGAUUUUUCAUGGCCAUAGGAUUGUUCUCAGUUUGACCUGUACUUCCUUCAGGAUCCAUCAAAAUUAAUUUUUCUUUCGGAUUUUUAUUUUUGAAUGAAAUAAUAAAAGGAUUUUCUAGCCUUGGAUGCAAGGAUCUUCUACCAUGCAUAAAAUCAAUAAAUUUGAAGGAAAAAGUUAGUAACUAUUACCCUCCUUCAGGAUGCUUUAGUCCUUGCCUUGCUUCUUUUCGUUCCCUUUUUCUAAAAAAAUCGGCAAAAAGAAAAUAAAAUAAGAGUUAAUUUUAUUUUUUAUUUUUUUUGUGUACUCUAAGAGAAAAAUAGAAAAAUACUAAAUAUUAUGCAAUACAUCCCUAGCAAUGGUGCCAAAAUUUUACGUGACUUAGUCGUUGUAUAUUAAAUCACACAAAUAUAAAAUUUAUAAAACUAGAAAAAUAUAAAUUUUCAGAUAUUUAGAAGUAUUUAUAAAUAAAUAUAUCAAUUAUAAUUCAAUAAAACUUCCAAAAAUAGUGGCAAUUUUCCAGGUUGAUCAUAAGAAUGUAAUAUAAUAUUUGGUAAUUAUUCAGAAUUUUUCUCAAUGAAUACAAUUUUCUAUGAAUUUCACACUAGGAAAUAAAAAGGAAUUAUCUUUAAAAUUCACAAAAAAAAGGGAAAUAAGGGUGCGGAUGUCAGGAUGACGUCAGUGCCCUGUGGAUACGAAUUGGGCAGAAAUAGAGUUCUGCCCGAUGAUUCUUGCGUAAGUGAUUACAGAUGAUUUAAUUAAUCAAAUUAAGAUUUGUAAAAGCCGGAAGAAUCGUAAUUGAACAAAGUAUAUUUUGGUAACUAAAAAAUACAAAAAAUUAUCACUAAAUGAAGCAUAAAGUAAAUUGAAAGUAGGAAAAUAGAGUUCUAGCAUCGCGAUGGUGAUGCAUUAGCAAUGCACCGGAAUCUUGAGCAUUUGGGAGGAUCGUCGUGCAGUGUCCACGGCCUCAAAGGCUCUCGUUGGACAAAGACGACAUGGGCAAUCUCUAGAUCUUCUCGCGAAGUCUAGAGAUCAAUGAAGUGGGUCGUCAAAUCGUCUCCGACGGCUGUCACUCGGCGGAGUGGAAAACCAACGACUUUGCGGCUCUCUGGUGGUUGUCACCCGACAGAGAAGAGCUGGAUGGAGGUGGGGCACGUGUCAGGGAGCUUCAUCUUCAGGUCCGCGCAGCAAGAGGAGGCUCUUCAUCGCAUCUAGUACGCUCUCAGGAGGUGACGACUCUUCUACCGGUGGAUCGUCCUCUUCCCAACGACGGCUUGUUCGUCGAUCAAUCAGAGAUGAUUUACUUGAUGGAUUGUGAUCCUUUUAUCAUGAAUCGUUCAGCAAUUUUAGUAGCAAUGCUCCACAAAUCAUGUUGA
Molecule: messenger RNA, 12015 nt
Organism: Spirodela intermedia
Lineage: Eukaryota; Viridiplantae; Streptophyta; Magnoliopsida; Alismatales; Araceae
Source: the annotation of a GenBank genome assembly